Mandrillus leucophaeus (drill) is the source of this 3008-nucleotide messenger RNA. RefSeq names its product RAN binding protein 17 (gene RANBP17). NCBI's taxonomy places the organism in Eukaryota, Metazoa, Chordata, Mammalia, Primates, Cercopithecidae. Gene Ontology annotation, cellular component: nuclear pore; cytoplasm. The record is from RefSeq and is a predicted model, not a curated record. Gene Ontology annotation, biological process: protein export from nucleus. The coding region runs from base 65 to 1420 and encodes 451 amino acids. The transcript has 12 exons. Gene Ontology annotation, molecular function: nuclear export signal receptor activity.
UUCCUUAACUUCUAUUACCUAUAUUCUUUUAAAAAAACUUGUGAAGAUAGAUGCUGUGAAAUUCAUGCUAAAAAACCACACGAGUGAACACUUCCCUUUUCUUGGCAUCAGUGACAGUUACAGUCUCAGUGACUUCAGGUGUCGAACAACCUUCUACACAGCGCUCACUCGCCUUCUGAUGGUAGAUCUAGGCGAAGAUGAGGAUGAAUUUGAGAAUUUCAUGCUACCUCUUACAGUUGCUUUUGAAACAGUAUUACAAAUAUUCAACAACAACUUUAAACAAGAAGACGUAAAGCGUAUGUUGAUCGGGCUGGCAAGAGAUCUUCGAGGGAUUGCCUUUGCACUGAACACAAAGACCAGCUACACCAUGCUGUUUGACUGGAUGUACCCAACAUAUCUUCCCAUUCUUCAAAACGCUGUUGAACGGUGGUAUGGAGAGCCAGCAUGUACAACUCCCAUCUUGAAACUUAUGGCAGAACUGAUGCAAAACAGAUCCCAGCGUCUGAAUUUCGAUGUAUCAUCUCCUAAUGGAAUUCUUCUCUUCAGAGAAGCUAGUAAAAUGGUUUGCACUUAUGGUAAUCAGAUCCUGUCCCUUGGGAGCCUCUCAAAAGAUCAGAUUUAUCCAAUGAAACUCAAGGGCAUCUCCAUCUGCUAUUCAGCUCUCAAGUCUGCCUUGUGUGGAAAUUAUGUCAGCUUUGGCGUCUUCAAGUUGUAUGGGGACAACCAUUUUGACAAUGUACUCCAGGCCUUUGUCAAAAUGCUGCUGUCAGUGUCCCACAGUGACUUGCUACAAUACCGGAAACUGAGCCAGUCUUACUAUCCACUUCUGGAAUGUCUCACUCAGGACCACAUGAGCUUCAUCAUCAACUUAGAGCCUCCUGUACUCAUGUAUGUUCUCACAUCUAUCUCAGAGGGACUCACUACUCUUGAUACAGUUGUCUCCUCCAGCUGCUGUACCAGUUUAGACUACAUCGUCACCUACCUCUUCAAGCACAUAGCAAAAGAGGGCAAGAAGCCACUUCGAUGCAGAGAGGCUACCCAGGCUGGUCAGAGACUAUUACAUUUUAUGCAGCAAAACCCAGAUGUCCUGCAGCAGAUGAUGUCUGUCCUCCUGAACACCAUUGUCUUUGAAGACUGUCGGAACCAGUGGUCAGUAUCCAGGCCUCUCCUGGGGCUCAUCCUGCUCAAUGAGAAGUAUUUCAGUGAACUGAGAGCGAGUCUGCUAAGCAGCCAGCCUCUCGCCAGGCAGGAGGUCCUCGCCCAGUGCUUCAGAAACCUCAUGGAAGGAGUGGAGCAGAAUCUGUCCAUCAAGAACAGAGACAGGUUCACCCAAAAUCUGUCUGUAUUCAGAAGAGACGUGGCAGAGGCUCUGCGCAGUGACGGCAGCACUGAACCAUGCAGUCUCGACAUGAUGAGCUGACCCGAUUUUUCUGACCAUGUGUGGAGCAGCCUUUGUCAAGAGAGUCCUGAAGGUCUGGGUCUCAGGACAGUGAUGUUGGCUAGCCCAGGGGAAUGUAUUUUUCAAAAUAUACAAGCAACAACAAAAGCCCUACCUUCUUCUAUGUCUAACCUAAUUAUAAGAAUUUCUAAUAGUACACAGUGUAAAUUCAGUCUUUUCUCUGAAAAGCAAAGGAUGUGUUUUCAGUCUUUCUAUCAAAUAUUAUGUUUGUUCUCCUAAUGCUCUGAAAGGAUAUGGAAACAAUAUUUAACCAAAGAACAGAAUAAACCAGGUUUGCACCUAAGUGUGUACUAGUUUAUGGUUCUGCAAUCAAGGUUGUCAAUUUGUUGGAGAUGCAGCCUUCACCAUGGACUCUGGAUUGAGAUGAAUGCCACUGGAACCUGUUAAAUGAGUAGUUUGUUAUGUGUCUGGAAGAAGCAGCGUUAGGGACUUUGGGCUGUGAGCAUUUAGAACGAGCCUGGAAGCACUACAGAGCAUCCCACAGGACCACACGCAGGCCUCCCUGCCUCAGCUGCAUCUGAUAAAGUUGAGAGACAGUAACACAAUUAAAUGACUUACAAACAAUGUUUGCUUUUCACUGGCAUAAAUCUGAAGUGGUUCAGUCUAGAAGAAUUAAGCUGUGCAAUUACUGCCUGCAGAGAUAUUUCUUCAGGAGGAAUCAUGUAGCCCCAGUCAGGAGUUCUGGGUGGUGCCAGCAUCCAGUCCUCUGCCUCCAUUUAAUUUUUAAGAGAAGGUGAAGGUAACUAUUAGAAUAUAAUAUUUGAAGCAGCUCUGCCUUCUUAGGGCUACCCAAAACAGUUCUAGGUGCUAAAAUUCAGAUUUUCAGAGGAUGAGAAACAGCUGGUUUCCAACUCUCCACAAAAACUCUUAUUACUGUUGGGACUUGGGAUUGCGACUUAACCCAAACCCAGAACAUGAAGACGACCUUCACAGUUUGUGCUACACUGUUACUAGGCUAUUAAUUUGAGAUUGCCCACUGUCAAGUGUUUUACUGUCUCACUGCUGUUUUUAUGAUUCUGGCUUACAAUAAAUAUUGUGUCCUUUGUUUCUGAUAAGACAUGAAAGGUUGGCCUUACUGUUGAACAAGAAGUAAAUCCACAGGCUCCUGUUAUAAUCUCAUUUCUCAGACUUGUGUUUCUUGAAACCUUUCUGGAUAGUUGAGUUUUGCAAUAGGCUUGUCAUAUAAAAGCAGAGUCACUCAAAUUUAUCUCAAAAUGUUUGUCUUCUGUGUCUGAAGGAAAUGAGGGGAAAGUACGUUACAUAUGGGGUUACUUCUAGUAUUCGAUGGAUAAAUAAGCUUUGGUCUUACACUAUGUUUCAUUAGAAAUGGGAUUUAUAAUUUUCCUUGAGAAGGUGAAUUCUGAAUUCUGUAAAACAUCAGCUGUUCAGAGAAGUUUGACAUGAAUUUCUGUUUCUUAAAGGCGUAUAAGUGCACACUCACCACACAGAAAUGUGUUAAGAAAGGUUUGUCCCAUUCUGGCAUUCUUUACAGAUGUCCAGUAUCUAAAAGCACCAUAUUGUUUGCAUUAAAAUGUUCACCAGAAAAUGA